ACACUUUUGCGCGCUGGAGAAAGAAAACUCUCGCCUGCCUGCUCUGGUUGCAAAACAUUGGGCCAAGUUUUCAAAGGGUGCUUUGGUGCAGAAUUUUACACACACGCAAGAAAACGAACAACAUUGGCCACUGGCACUGCGUUAUCGACCGACCGACAUUAGUGCUUUUGGUCGCGGCGUAAUCGUCCAGUGCUCGGUAGUGCUUUGUUCCUGGGGGCUCGUAGGUGUUAGAUUUACGAUUUGCGUGAAAAAUUUGGUGUGCCAGCACUGUGCGUGUGAUAAAGCAGACGGUCCCCAUUUCGGAUAGGAAUUGAUACCCAAAACGGGCGUGUGUGCUGGUGUGUGUAUGUGGGAUGUGCGUGCGUUUGCCCAUAAAGAUUCGCUGAAGAGAGAAAGUUUGGCGGUGUGUCCCCUCCGGAAAAACGGAAAAGAGUGUUGUGAUUUUUGCCCCAUACUGUCCUCUACACCAUCGCGAAUGUGCAUUUUUCUUCAGCACCAUCAUCAGUAGGCUGUGAAAAACAAUAGCUGCCUGUUAUUGAACUCGUGCCACCCUUCCGUUCCGUGCAUUCUCAGCCCAACUCCCACCCCCCCACAACAGACGCGAGUGUGUAGUUUUGCGCAAUAAAAAAGUGAUGCGGGACCUGGCUAAUAAGAUGGCCGAACUCAAAUUCGAGGCACCAUUGGCACAGUUUGAGGAGAGUGACGAGUGGGGCCCGGUCGAGUACCAAUCGUCGAAUGUGGUUACCACGAACGGUAAGGCCGCGACCGUUUCCAUCAGCGACACGCUGAACCUGAACAAUCUGAAGGAAUCGCUCCGUUCGCUGGAUGGCAAUCAGCAGCAGCAGCAACAUCUGAAAGAUGACGAUCUGAACGAGCUGAACGACAACCUGCUGCUCGGGGACGAUACCGUACGGGGCGGUAACGACGGUGGUGACGAUACGACGAACACCACUGCCGCCAACAACAACAACAUCAAGGUGGGACCGAUCAAAGACAACAUCGACUUUGCGGAAGCGUUCACCGGCAGCCUGGAGGAUUUGGUCAACACGUUCGAUGAGAAGAUUACCAAAUGCUUCGGCAACUACGAGCAAUCGGUCGAGGAGCUGGCCCCGGUGCAGGUUCGCUCGCAGGAGGAAAUCAUGAACGAAUGCCAGAUGUGGUGGACCAUUACGGGCAACUUUGGCAACAUUCUGCCGAUCGAUUGGUCCAAAACGUACGCACGCCAGAUGCACGUGCCGGCGCUAAACCUUGGCAUGCGCAAACCGGGAACACCGGACGACGAUCUGCUGCAGGAUCUGAGCUCCGAGGACGAGGCGGUCGCAAACGAUCUCGACAUGCACGCGCUCAUACUGGGCGGACUGCACGCUGACAACGAACCGAUCAAGACGGCGGACGAGGUGAUCAAGGAGAUCGAUGACAUCAUGGACGAAACUGGUUCGGAGGAUGGGCAGCUCGAGAAUGAGGUGAUAGAAAAGGCAAAGGAAGUGCUCGGCUCACCGUUGUACGAAGAGAAACUGCGUUCCCUUUCGAUUACCCAGCUGAAUGAGCUGUACAUGGAGAUGGAGGUGCUGAUACGCGAGUUUUCCGAGACGCUCAUCUCGGAGCUAGCAUUGCGCGACGAGCUCGAGUACGAGAAGGAGCUCAAGAACACGUUCAUUUCGUUGCUGCUUGCCGUACAGAACCGUCGCCGUCAGUAUCAUGUGGAGAAGAAGAAGGGCAAGGGCGCCGGAGGUGGUAAAGGUUCGGCCGGGACAGCAAACAGUACGGGUAUGGAUCCCAAGUAUCUCACAACGGUUAUUCCCUACCAGCUGAACAGCACACCCGAUAAUCAAACACUUCAAGUGUUGAUCAAAAUACUGAAAGCGAUCAACGAAGACAGCCCAACCGUUCCUACACUUUUGACGGACUACAUCCUGAAGGUGCUCUGUCCAACGUAAGCGAGUUGCACGGGUAUGACGAUCGGUCGCCAUCGUCUCCUGCUCUCCAUGACGCUCCUCCGUACACGUAUCUCGGGAUGGAUGGAUGGCUGGUUGUUGGGUGUAGGUAAUUUGUACACGAUUUCAAAGCUCUCAUAUAUAGAUAUAUGCUAGCAGAAUAGUAACGAAAUAGACAGCAGACACUAACUAAAGAAAUACCUAAAUACCUAACUUCCGGUAUCAAGCGCAAAGCAUUACUAUUAUAGUCUUAUCAGUUGCCAGCUGGAGGGCGGUGACAGUGCUACAUUUAUUCUAGUGUUGUGUAGAAAUUAAGUGCUGUCGUGGUGAGCAGCAGCAACCCAUUGCUUCGUUCUUCGUUCUGCACAAACUCGGCUGUGGUGCAGACGAAUGUGAUUCUGUUGUGUUUUGCUUGUGUGUAUUAUUUAGCGCACCAGGAAAAAAAAAGAGGACGCAUACACAACCUACGACGUGUCGUACGUCGAGUUUAACUAAACGCUGAUAAACUGUGUCGUGGUGUAACAAUUUUCUAUCACCCUUUAUAUGAUGAUGAUGGUUGAAAAAUGGCAAACAGCGCACAUAGAACUACGGCGAUUGCUUCAAAGGGACAGAUUUUUUAAUAUACAUAUAUUACUCUCUCGUUCUAUCCCUCUCAACUUCCCCUUCGGAAAACAAAUAUUAUGAUCAAAUACUCCGCCUAUUUAUUGCUGCUUUUAGAUGCGUUUGUUGAAAAACCGCACGACAUCCCUCAUACAAUUUUUGUACCGAUCGAGAACAGUCUCCUCGACACAUUCCAUUAUGCUCUCUGGUACGAGCAAAACGAGCAAAAGUGAAGGUGGUACCGUGGUGGGGUGCUUCACGAACCAGUAACGUAUUGCCAUGUGGUUUUAGACGGGAAAUGGCAGAACCGAGGUCGAAUAUGAUCAUCCAUUUUUGAAGCACGCUUCUGGUGAAGAAUUCCAUUUUCUUCCCCAUCAAUUACGCUAGUCAUACGAUUGAAGUUGAAAUGUGCGGCACAGCACGGCAAGUAACGUGUUCAGUUAUUUUAAAUUAAGCGAAUUUUCUUUUCCUCUCCGCGUUAUAGUUCCUUUAUGUUUUUUUUUGGUAGUUGUUGUACUUUGAUUGGUGCAGGAGUCCAGGAGGAGCAAUAGUAGUAGCGGUAGCUGUUACGGAAGAGUGCAUUAUAUUCUUUUGCUAAUAAGUCAUAUUGCUAUUUACAGUGAACACACGAACGGUGUGGUGUUCACGACCACAGUCACGCGUUUAUCGCAUUAUUAUUAUUACUUUUAAUUAUAAAAAUGCCAGCUUCAACCUAUGCAACGCAACACAAACUCAUCAGGCACUGCUCAGGUGAGAAGGUGAGACAAAAAGGCCAUAUAGUUUUGAGUAAUCACACCUCGUAAUCGAAGAGGUAUCCGAUCCCCCCCUCUACGCUUUCUCUCUAGAGCUUUUCGAGAUUUGUGUCGAGUGGUAGUGUCGCGUACUCACAUAACGUAUAAAAAUAAAUGAAAUACCUAUUAACACACGCAACGUGUUUUGUGCGACGGGAAAAGCUGAGAACGAAACGUAUAUAUAUAAAUAUAUUUGAAUAAAAAAAACAAUUGGAUGUAGAUCGCUAAAUCGCCUGGAAGCUGGACAGCAAAUCAACCAAAGCACGAAAAGCAUGCUGGAAGCGAUCACGCUUGGCAAGCAGAUGAUGCGCUGUCUGUGGAAAGAAUGUACAGACGUGUUUGAAUAGAGCACCAAAUCCACUAAGGUGUUCGGAGGGUAGGGAAUGCUGUAGUUAAGAGAUCGCCUUCGUUUGUCACGGUUUUAAAUUCCGCUCUUCGCAUACCAUUUGGGUUUAGCUUAUACGCCUUAUCCCUUUGCAAAGGCUCAUCAUUUUGUCAACGGUCGGUAAUGCUUACACACCCACUAGGUGGUUCGUUGCUAAAAAAACGUAAGAGGGCUGUUCCAUUGAUGAAAUGCAAAUUGUACAUUUUGUAGCUUACUGUAGAACAUGUUUCGAUAACAAACAACCAUUUUCCCGAUCUUCAUUGCUGGGCAGAGAACGCGCUCUUUCGGUCGCAAAUUAUUUUUCAUCUCUUACAUAUGUAGCAAUAAUGGUACAGAUAACACGAGCCGAAGACAGCAGAAAAACACAAACCAAUAGGAUAGGAACCAAACAACCAAGUCCGAGAACUGCGUACAUUAGCGUCCCUCUAUAUAACAUCGAGUGUUCAUGAAAAUUCUUUUACAUGGCUUAAUUUUUAAACUGAAUCUCAAUAAUCUCUUGCUGAAAGUGAUAAGGCAGAAAGAAAUAGAAAAAGGGCGCUAAACAUACAAGCAGCAAGUCACACUUUAAGCAAUUCUGCAAAUGAAACAAGAUUACACGGAAAAAGCAAAAGAAAAACUAAACCCAAGGAAGAAGAAGAAGGAAGGAACAAGAAACACACACGCACGCAGUGAAGAAGUACUGCUUCGUAGUGUGUGGGAAAAUAGCAAUAGAUAAUGAAAUUAUCUCGUUGGCAAAGAAACAAACAACAAACCGAUCGCAGGGGGUAUACAACGUACCCGAAAUCUGCUCCCAAAGCAUCAUCCAGCACCGAAUUGAGCGUUUAGGAAAUGUUAAGGACGCCGCAGAGAGGGCAGACGGAAGGUGUAAGUGAGUUCAAUUUCUAGCUGAAGAAUAUAAUAAAAAUGAUGCAAAAUUAAUUAAAUAAGAAAAAAAACUUAAUUGCAAUAGAUACGCGAGAAACGGACGGUAGCGUGCAAUAGAAAGAAGUAAAGAAAGAGAAACAUAUAAUAGAAGAGAUAAGAAAGCAGGAAAAUGGAAAAAAAACGCUGAGGCGCAACAAAAUAUUAGAAUCUUAGUACAUUUGGGUGUUAAUAAAAAAUGUAUAACACGAAGCCAGGUGAAGCCAGGUGUAAGGACAAAACAGCAAACACAGACAAACAGAACAAAACUACAUACCACACACGCACAUUUAUUGGGCAAAUAAAACUGCUUGAAAUAA
This is a messenger RNA of Anopheles stephensi (Asian malaria mosquito), 4930 nucleotides long. It is a transcript of the gene Unc-76, whose product is annotated as fasciculation and elongation protein zeta-2. The record is from RefSeq and is a predicted model, not a curated record. Gene Ontology annotation, cellular component: axon; cytoplasm. NCBI's taxonomy places the organism in Eukaryota, Metazoa, Arthropoda, Insecta, Diptera, Culicidae. The transcript has 5 exons. The coding region runs from base 633 to 1937 and encodes 434 amino acids.